CUAGACUGCAGGUCUAGUGCCCAAUCCAUAUGGCAUAGAUGGUCGUUCCAUAUAAGAUGGUGUGUUCGUCAUGAGGCGUGGGAGAGUCGACAAGAACAAGUCUGAUAGGCCAUGCUUCUCGCAUAGAGUUCAGAGGCUAUCAGUAGAACUAGUUGACUGCUGUUUCUGAUCUAUUCACUUGGAAAGACUGCAGCAGAUACUCCGAUGUGGUUUUGAUGUCCGAAUCUGUUCGAAAAGUCUCCUCAGAUCUAAUAGCCGAGCUCGUCCUUAGUCGGGAUGUCCCUCAUUCCGUAUCAAGAUCGCUAAGACUGAUCACAUAUAUAACACCCAAGCCACAACCGAGAGGUCACAAACAAAGAAAGACAGGUUGGAAAAUGCUGCCAAUUCCCAUUUCUGGUCUUCUUGGCGUGUAUAUGUAUAGAUUAGACACAUCAUUUGGUGAGGAUAUAAUAAGAUCUAUGAGCCGGUGCUGCUUUUAGAUGGGGAUUUCGGAUCUGUAUAAAAGCAUGAGGCACUGAAUUGACCAGCACCAGUCCGGCUGUUUGUCCAA
Aspergillus campestris IBT 28561 is the source of this 550-nucleotide messenger RNA. RefSeq lists its product as uncharacterized. Lineage: Eukaryota; Fungi; Ascomycota; Eurotiomycetes; Eurotiales; Aspergillaceae. Bases 216 to 479 code for a protein of 87 amino acids. The record is from RefSeq and is a predicted model, not a curated record. The transcript has a single exon.